GACCAGACACGUGUCCUCGUCCUCCGAUGGCGUCUUCCGUCCCCGUCCAGGUCCUGGUCCUGGUUCUGGUCCUGGUCCCCGCCGGCUCCCAGAGUCCUCCCCGGAUCUCCUUCCUGCUCGGGUCCCCGGACCGGCCCCUGUUCCACUUCAGCCUCCCCGGCCUCCACAACUCCACCACGCUGCUGCUCAGCGCCGACGGGGAAACGCUGUACGUCGGGGCGAGGGACGCCGUGCUGGAGCUGGACGUCAGCAGUGAUGUCAUCAGCCUGAGGAGGAAGGUCCAGUGGAGUCCGACGGCCGAGGAAAAGAAACUCUGCAGCGACAAGGGGAAGGACCCGACCGUGGACUGCACCAACUUCAUCCACGUGCUGCAGCAGAUCAACUCCACCCACCUGUACGCCUGCGGGAGCCACGCCUUCAACCCCAGACACGCCUUCAUCGACCUGGAGCGCUUCUCCGUGGAGGGACAGGCGGUUGCCAAAGGUCGCUGUCCGUUCAGCCCUUUCCAGAGGAGCGUCGCCGCCACCAUCGAUGGAGAAAUGUUCUCCGCCUCGUCCACCGACUUCUUCGGGGCCAAACCUCAGAUUUCUAGAUUCUUCAGCAAAGACGGACGUCCAGACGUUGGACUGGAGUCCGGGGCCAGCCUGCUGGAGGAGCCGGAGUUCGUCAGCUCGUCUCUGGACGCGGCGGAGAGGAAGCUCUACUUGUUCUUCAGCGAGGUGGGGAAGGAGUUCAGCUUCGUGGACGAGCUGCGGGUCGGCCGCGUGGCCCAGGUCUGCAAGGACGACGUGGGCGGCGAGCGGACGCUGCAGAAGAGAUGGACGUCCUUCUCCAAGGCCCCGCUGCUCUGCCGGCCCCCCGGGCGGCUGCCCUUCAGCCUCCUGCAGGACGUGUUCACCCUCCCGCCUGCAGGGGGCGACACCGACGACCACACGCUGUUCUACGGAGUCUUCACCUCCCAGUGGUCUGCACAGCCGGAGUCGGCCGUCUGCGUCUUCCGGCUGCAGGACGUCCGGGACGUCUUCAGGGGGAACUACAGGACGCUGGACGUCAACACCCACCAGUGGAGCCAGCUGCGGGAGCCACGCCCCUUCCUGGGACAGUGCGGUCUGUCCUCGUCCCCGGACAGCGUCCUGAUGCAGGUCAAGUCCUCCUUCCUGACCUCCGGCAGCGUGAGGCCCGCCGGCACCGGCACCGGCACCGGGCCGGCCGCCGUGUUUCCGGGGCAACGGUACACCCGCGUGGCGGCCAUGAGGACGACGGCGGCCGACGGGGGACGAUACACGGUCCUGUUCCUGCUGACAGAGUCCGGGUUCCUGCACAAGGCGGUUCCGUCUGAUCGGGGUCUCCGGGUCGUUGAGGAGAUCCAGGUGUUUACAGAACCUCAGCUGGCCAAGAGUCUGGUUCUGUCCCCGUCCAAGGGCGUGGUUCUGGUGGGCCUGUCCUCCGGCGUGACGGCGGUACCGCUGGCCCGCUGCUCCGUCUACCGGACCUGUGGUCAGUGUCUGCUGGCCCGGGACCCGCUGUGUGGCUGGAGCCGGACCCGGGGGACCUGCAGCGGCCUGGAGCCCGGUUCUGAUGACACGAUCCAGAACCUGGACGACGGCAGCGUGGCGGAGAAAUGUGCUGGCGAGGACGAGGACGUCCCGCCCCAAGACAUCACCGUUGCCCCCGGCGACGCGGUGACGCUGCCGUGUCCCAGACCGUCCCGGCUGGCCGUGCUGAGCUGGACCUGGUCCCGGGACGGGGACCAGGUCCAGGUCCAGGUCCAGGACCAGGACCGGGUCCUGCCGGGCCGGCGGUUCCUGGUCCGGCCCGACGGCGGCCUGAGCUUCCUGGCGGCGGCGGAGACGGCGUCGGCCUCGUACCGCUGCGGCGCCGAGGAGGACGGGUUCAGCUGGCCGGUGGCCCGGUACCGGGUCGGGCUGAGGGCCGGGCCGCGGGCCCCCGGAGGCCUGGGGGGCCCGGACCCGGUCCCAGACCCGGUCCCAGACCCGGUCCCGGUCCCGAGGGUCGCCGUGACGACAGUCCCGCCGGCUACGGCCAAGGGGUCCAACAUAAGGGGCCGGACCCGGAACAUCCAGGAGGACCAGAACCGGGACCCGGGUCUGCAGGGGCCCGCGGCCCCCCCCCGCCCACACGGACGGAGGCUCCGCCCCCCAGCUGUCCGGGGGGCGGAGCUACCACGGGGAGCUGGUUCUGGUGUCGCUCCUGCUGGCCGCCUGCCUGCUGGUUCUGGUCUCCGGGUCCGUCCUGGUCUGGAGACGCAGCAGAACCGGGACCAAGGUGCAGGAGGACUGCAGCAAGACCAGCAUGGAGAUCUGCUCCCUGACCCCCCCGUAGGGCCCGGGGGGGGCCGGGGGGCCCGGGGGCCGGUACCGACCCGUACAGACCCGAAUUCAUCUGCCGGGGUCUCCACCGUCGCCAUGGCGACCGCCACUACCUCCGUCACCAAAGUGGGCGGAGUCACGAUCGUGACGCAGUUCAUCCCCGGAGAUGACUCCUCCCCCUCCAUUCCGCUGCAGAGCCCCGCCUCCCCUUCACCCGAGGCCACGCCCCCUCCCCUGAAGGCCCCGCCCACUCCCACCAGGACGGAGAAGAAGGCGGCCAUUUUCCUCCGGGGGGAACCGCAGGCCCUGGGGGUGGUCCAGGUCUUCGUGGGGCUGCUGGGAGUUCUGUUCAGCCUGACCGCCGCCUACUCGCCGGCGCUGAUCCGCUACGCCCCGCUGGCCUCGGCCGCCGCCUUCCUGGUCUCCGGGUCUCUGGCCGUGGCUGCAGGCAGACGGACCUCAGUGGUUCUGGUGUGGGCGUCGCUGCUCUCCAACGUGUCCAGCGUGCUGGUGGCCCUGGGGGGCGUGGCCUACCUGUGCUGCCUGCUAGGCUCCGCCCCCGCCGCCCAGGUGUUGUGUGGGCCCCACUCCCCCAACCCGGAGGAAGACAAGUGGACGAAGCUCUGCAUGGGCCUGCUGGGGCCGCUGAACGUGGUUCUGUACGGGAUCCUGGGCCUCCUGCUGGUCCUGUUCCUCCUGCAGGUCGCCGUCGCCGCCGCCGUCUGCGUCUUCUCUGGGAAGGUGAUCCGGCGCUACCGGCGCUACCGACCCGUCCAGGUGGAGGCUGAUGAUGUCAGCAGGCUGCUGACCUCUGCACCUGGAUCACCUGAUCACCUGAUCACCGGUUGA
This is a messenger RNA of Cololabis saira (Pacific saury), 3179 nucleotides long. RefSeq names its product semaphorin-4A-like. The coding region runs from base 27 to 3179 and encodes 1050 amino acids. Gene Ontology annotation, biological process: axon guidance; negative regulation of axon extension involved in axon guidance; positive regulation of cell migration. Lineage: Eukaryota; Metazoa; Chordata; Actinopteri; Beloniformes; Belonidae. The record is from RefSeq and is a predicted model, not a curated record. Gene Ontology annotation, cellular component: membrane. Gene Ontology annotation, molecular function: chemorepellent activity; semaphorin receptor binding. The transcript is spliced from 21 exons.